This is a messenger RNA of Ochlerotatus camptorhynchus, 1463 nucleotides long. Its product is annotated as phosphoribosyl pyrophosphate synthase-associated protein 2. The record is from RefSeq and is a predicted model, not a curated record. NCBI's taxonomy places the organism in Eukaryota, Metazoa, Arthropoda, Insecta, Diptera, Culicidae. Gene Ontology annotation, biological process: 5-phosphoribose 1-diphosphate biosynthetic process; purine nucleotide biosynthetic process. Gene Ontology annotation, molecular function: magnesium ion binding; ribose phosphate diphosphokinase activity; ATP binding. The coding region runs from base 286 to 1416 and encodes 376 amino acids. The transcript has 7 exons. Gene Ontology annotation, cellular component: cytoplasm; ribose phosphate diphosphokinase complex.
CUCAGAGCUCUACAGCUUUCUUAAUUAUCUUUUACAGUGCGUGUACAUCAGAAUUGGGUUCGUUUUGACUGUGGUUUUCUUCGGAUAAGUAUCGUCGGGGAUAGGUUUUCCAGUAUUCUAUUGCUUUCUUGUUGUAGUGCUUCCAUUCCUAGGCAGAAAAAGUGUAGCAUUUAUCGAGCAGACGGUCUGCUAAUCGAAUUAUAUAAGUAUAAAGGAUACCGAUAUUUGUAGGGACUAGAGUUAGGCCAGCCCCAUAACUGAUUAGCAGGGUCGACCAAAAGUACGAUGCUUCUGAACCGAAAUAAGUUUGGUGGAAUAAGACCGUCUAAGAUACUAAGGUUGGAUAAAAUGGACGCACCGGCUACCUCUGACAUUUGCAUCAUCAGUGGCAACUCUCAUCCGGACUUGGCGAAUUUGAUUUCCAGCCGUUUGGGUGUCAAGAAUGGUGGUUGCUCGGUUUACCACAAAACCAAUCGUGAAACCAUGGUUGAAAUAGGAGAUUCCGUACGUGGAAAAGAUAUCUACAUUAUUCAAACUGGUACUAAAGAUGUCAACAACAGCAUCAUGGAACUGUUGAUCAUGGCAUACGCAUGCAAAACUUCGUCAGCUAACUCCAUCGUGGGUGUGAUUCCAUACCUACCAUAUUCCAAGCAAUGCAAAAUGCGCAAACGAGGUUGCAUCGUGUCGAAACUGCUGGCCAGAAUGAUGUGCACUUCCGGGUUGUCUCACAUCAUCACGAUGGAUCUGCAUCAGAAGGAAAUCCAGGGCUUCUUUGACUGCCCGGUGGACAACCUUCGAGCUUCACCGUUCUUGCUCCAGUACAUCCAGGAGAGCAUCCCAGAUUACCGGAAUUCGGUCAUUGUGGCGCGUAAUCCAGGUUCUGCCAAGAAGGCAACAUCGUAUGCUGAACGUCUUCGACUGGGAAUUGCCGUGAUCCACGGUGAGCAGAAGGAGUCCGAAACGGACGAGGUAGAUGGACGUAACUCGCCUCCAUUGCUGCCCAAGUCACGUACAAUGGAUGUAUCCGGAGGAGUGCCAGUUCACCCAGCCAAGGAGAAGCCUCCGAUCAACGUGGUGGGAGAUGUUGGCGGGCGGAUUGCCAUCAUGGUGGAUGAUCUCAUUGACGACGUUCAGUCGUUCGUGGCUGCAGCUGAGGUCCUCAAGGAAAGAGGUGCCUACAAAAUCUAUGUCAUGGCCACACAUGGUUUGCUCAGCCAAGAUGCUCCAAGGUUGAUUGAAGAUUCACCUAUUGAUGAGGUUGUCGUUACCAAUACCGUUCCACACGAGAUUCAAAAGAUGCAGUGUCAUAAGAUCAAAACGGUUGACAUCAGCGUUCUUUUGGCAGAGGCAAUCCGUCGCAUGCACAACAAGGAAUCAAUGUCAUAUUUGUUUAAAAAUGUUACCCUCGAGGACUAGACGAAUCUAUUCUACUUUCAAUAAAAAGCCAAAUUUAAGGAAAAAAU